UCCGCACCGCGCGGCGCUGCGCUGGGCGCCCCGGGCGCGGGGCACCAUGAUGAGCAACUACACGGACGGCGAGGAGGACACGGUGGCGCUGCUGGCUCAUGACAGCGGCGGCAGCAAGGAGCCGGAUCGGGGCAAGGAGGAGCUGAGCGCGGACAAGGGCCCCGAGAAGCCGGACCCCUCGCAGAAGCCCCCCUAUUCCUACGUGGCCCUGAUCGCCAUGGCCAUUCGGGAGAGUGCGGAGAAGAGGCUUACGCUGUCCGGGAUCUACCAGUACAUCAUCAGCAAGUUCCCUUUCUACGAAAAGAACAAGAAAGGCUGGCAGAACAGCAUCCGCCACAACCUCAGCCUCAACGAGUGCUUCAUCAAGGUGCCCCGGGAGGGCGGCGGCGAACGCAAGGGCAACUACUGGACCCUGGACCCCGCCUGCGAGGACAUGUUCGAGAAGGGCAACUACCGCAGAAGACGAAGGAUGAAACGGCCUUUCCGGCCGCCUCCGACCCACUUCCAGCCGGGCAAGACCCUCUUCGGCCCCGACAGCUACGGCUACCUGUCCCCGCCCAAGUACUUGCAGUCCACCUUCAUGAACAACUCGUGGCCGCUGGCGCAGCCCCCCGCGCCCAUGCCCUACACGUCCUGCCAGAUGUCUGGUGGGAACGUCAGCCCUGUCAAUGUGAAAGGACUCUCGGGCCCGGCGUCCUACAGCCCCUACUCGCGGGUGCAGAGCAUGGCGCUGCCCAGCAUGGUGAACUCCUACAACGGCGUGGGCCACCACCACCACCACCACCCGCACGCCCACCACCCCCAGCAGCUCAGCCCGGCCAGCCCCGCGCCGCCCGCGGCCCCGGCGGCAAACGGAGCCGGCCUCCAGUUUGCCUGCGCCCGUCAGCCCGCCGAGCUGUCCAUGAUGCACUGUUCUUACUGGGAGCACGACAGCAAACACAGCGCCCUGCACUCCCGCAUAGACAUCUAGGGAGGCUCCGGCCAG
Onychostruthus taczanowskii (white-rumped snowfinch) is the source of this 985-nucleotide messenger RNA. It is a transcript of the gene FOXL2, whose product is annotated as forkhead box L2. The record is from RefSeq and is a predicted model, not a curated record. Lineage: Eukaryota; Metazoa; Chordata; Aves; Passeriformes; Passeridae. The transcript has a single exon. Gene Ontology annotation, molecular function: DNA-binding transcription factor activity, RNA polymerase II-specific; RNA polymerase II cis-regulatory region sequence-specific DNA binding. The coding region runs from base 47 to 970 and encodes 307 amino acids. Gene Ontology annotation, biological process: cell differentiation; regulation of transcription by RNA polymerase II; anatomical structure morphogenesis.